GCACUACAUAAGAAGAUGCAGGAAGGCGGUGCUAAUGAGAACGAGUCUGCAGCCAUUGAGGAGAAGGAGGAGGCGGCGGCGGCGGUACUACCACCACCAGCAGCGGCAGCGAUAGCGGCAGCAGCAGCAGCACCAUCACCACCACCACCACUACUAGCCGAAGCACCACCACCCGAAGCACCACCACUACCUGUAGAAACAGUAGAGGCGGCACCAGGAGCAGCAGCGGCGGUAGCAGCGGAGGCGCCAGAGGCAGAGACAGAGGCGGCGGUAGAGGCGGAGGAAGAUAGCGUUACAAGCGAGGAAUCCGAGGCUGCCACAAUGGUGAAGAUCGUAGGAAGCCUGACUGAAUUCCGAACUGAGUUGGCAGAUGCUGGGGACAAGCUGAUCGUCGUUGACUUCUCUGCCACCUGGUGUGGGCCAUGCAAAAUGAUCAAGCCCUUCUUCCAUAGCAUGGUUGAAAAAUAUCCAGAUGUAAUCUUCAUUGAAAUUGAUGUGGAUGAUGCUCAGGAUGUGGCCUCUCACUGUGAUGUGAAGUGCAUGCCAACAUUCCAGUUCUACAAAAAUAAUGAAAAGGUGCAUGAAUUUUCUGGAGCAAAUAAAGAAAAGCUGGAAGAAGCCAUUAAGAAGCAUAUGUAACCAAAGGUUCUUGAUUCAUGACUGACUGUUAAAUUAUAGCCUUUUCUACCUAACACAUUGAUCAAGUUAGAAUAUGUAUUCAAGUACACAUUGACCCUUCAGUCUGUAAAUGAAGAUAAUAAAAAAAA
Messenger RNA from Crotalus tigris (Tiger rattlesnake), 767 nucleotides. Its product is annotated as thioredoxin. Bases 16 to 639 code for a protein of 207 amino acids. The transcript is spliced from 5 exons. Lineage: Eukaryota; Metazoa; Chordata; Lepidosauria; Squamata; Viperidae. The record is from RefSeq and is a predicted model, not a curated record.